This is a messenger RNA of Jaminaea rosea, 3525 nucleotides long. RefSeq names its product putative SEC24-COPII coated vesicle component. The transcript has 3 exons. The record is from RefSeq and is a predicted model, not a curated record. Lineage: Eukaryota; Fungi; Basidiomycota; Exobasidiomycetes; Microstromatales. Gene Ontology annotation, cellular component: endoplasmic reticulum exit site; COPII vesicle coat. Gene Ontology annotation, molecular function: zinc ion binding; SNARE binding. The coding region runs from base 148 to 3171 and encodes 1007 amino acids. Gene Ontology annotation, biological process: endoplasmic reticulum to Golgi vesicle-mediated transport; intracellular protein transport; COPII-coated vesicle cargo loading.
ACUUAACCUCCUCACCUCACUACCCUUCCUCGUCGCGAGCAGGACAAGGGCGAGCGUCGCACUACUCAGCAUCAUCCUCGCCCCGUUGAUCCUACCUUUUGCACUGCCAAACAAGCGCCUCCUCAUCUUCACACUCGCCCGCCCGCCAUGUCGCAGACUCCCGUUCUGCCGCCCGGGUGGAUCGCCCAGUGGGAUCAACAGGCCGGCCGAAACCUCUACGUAGAGCAAUCGACUGGUCGCUCCAGUUGGCAGCCCCCCAACACCGCCCUCUCGCCAGGGCAAAGGCCUACCCACAACCAGGGAGCAGCGAGGAUGUCGAUGCCGCCCAUGCAGGGACCGCCAGGCAUGAGGCCACCUCCUUCCAUGUCGGGCGCACCAGGCGGAGGCACCCCUGGCCAUGAGGGGGCUACCUCACCGCCUCCCUCGGGCAUUCAGGGCUCUCGUAGGAGAGCCUAUCCGACUGCCCAUAUGGCCGCUAACAGUGUCAGCUACAGUGGGGGAUUCGAUGCUGGAGCGCAGGCAGCAGCAGGUGGAUUCGCUCCUUCGCCUGCUAUGGCGCCCGUCCAGGAGCAGCCUCAGUACUUUACGCCCGGGGUACCAGAGGCAGCGCCCGCUGCUUCUCACCCCUAUGGUGGAAUGCAGCAGCCGCAGCACCAACAAGCGCAGAACGGUCAGCCAAUGGGCGGCCAAGGUGGAUACCCCGGCGCACCAGGAGGAGCUGGCAUGGCAGGGUUGGCGAAUCAAUUUUCCAACAUGGGAGUGUCGGGGCAGCAGAGAGGGAACUCACUCUACACGGUCAACCUCUCUGGAAUGCAGCCAAAUGUCAACGACAUCGAGCGACCUCCUCCGGAUAUCAAGUUGCCAGCCAAUGCGUGCAUCACCAACCACCCAAAAGCCAAUGCAGACCCCUCGUAUCAGCGCUGUACCCUCAAUGCAGUCCCCUCGACAGCCUCGCUGCUCAGCAAGUCGAAGCUGCCCUUUGGUAUCGUUCUCUCCCCCUACCGCAGUGUGCGCCCGGAAGACGGCGAUGAGCCCGUACCCGUUGUAACGGACUCGGUCAUUGCUCGAUGCAGGCGGUGCAGGACCUACAUCAACCCUUACGUCCAAUUCAUCGAGGGCGGACAGCGAUGGAAGUGCUGCAUGUGCAACAUCACUAAUGAGGUCCCUCAACUCUUCGACUGGGAUCAGGAGACGAACCAACCUGCAGACCGCUGGAAGAGAGCUGAGCUAAACCACGCCGUCGUCGAAUUCAUUGCCCCUCGCGAAUAUAUGGUCCGCCCGCCGCAGCCACCCGUCUACGUCUUCCUCAUCGACGUCAGCCAUCAGGCGAUUCAGAGCGGCAUGGUGGCGACGGCAGCCAGGACCAUCCUCGAGACCCUGCCUAGGCUUCCGAAUGCCACCGACCGCACCAAGGUUGCCAUCAUUGGUGUGGACACAAGUCUGCAUUUCUUCUGCCUUCCCCCCGGUGCAUCUGAGGCAGAAAUGCUCGUCGUCAGCGACCUCGACGAUGUCUUCCUCCCGAAGCCAAAUGACAUCCUCGUCAACUUGAGCGAGAACCGCACGGGCAUCGAGGCGCUCCUCAACCGCUUCGGCGACAUGUUCAAGGACAAUACAGUCGCAGGCUCCGCUCUCGGCGCAGGGCUGCAAGCGGCAUACAAGCUCAUCUCGACCAUCGGCGGCAAGAUUCUCACCCUUACGGCUACAAUGCCCAGUGUCGGUCCUGGAGCCCUGAAGCGACGAGAUGAUGCCAAGCUGCUGGGAACAGCAAAGGAGAGCACCCUCCUGAGCGCUGCUUCCACCUUCUACAAGACUUUCCCUAUCGACUGCUCCCGCAGCCAAGUCUCGGUGGACAUGUUCCUCUUCAGCACCGCAUACACGGAUGUCGCCACCCUCUCCUGCCUGCCGCGAUACACUGGUGGUCAAACGUACUUCUACCCUGCCUUCCAUGCCGCUAGAGCUGAGGACGCGGUCAAAUUCUCCCACGAGCUGGGUCAUGUCCUCUCCUCCCCCAUCAGCUACGAGGCCGUGCUCCGCUUGCGUGCCACAAAGGGGAUCAGGGCUAUUGGAUUCCACGGCAACUUCUUUGUGCGUUCCACGGACCUGCUCGCUCUGCCGGCCGUUCCGCUCGACCAGAGCUACGCAAUCGAGUGCGAGAUCGAGGAGCCCAUCGCGGCGCCAUUCGUCGUCUUCCAGUCCGUCGUCCUGCACAGUACCAGCACGGGCGAGAGGCGCAUUCGUGUUUGCAACUUGGCCCUGCCCACCACGACAAACAUGUCCGAGAUCUACGCGAGCGCGGACCAGGUGGCCAUCGUGGCCCUCCUCGCCAACAAAGCCGUCGAGCGCUCUAUCCAUGCCCGACUGGAGGAUGCGCGUGAUGCCUUGACAAACAAACUGGUGGACAUUCUCACCACAUACAAAAACACGAUGACUUCCGCCGGGCAGGGUGCCUCCGCUCAGCUCAACGUCGCGAGCAAUAUGGCACUUCUGCCGCUCCUGAUCCUCUCACUUCUCAAGCAUGUCGGCAUCAGGCAAAGUUCUCAGAUCCCUCCAGAUCUCAGGGCCUACGCGCAAGCGCUGCUCACCACCAUGCCCGCUCAGCUCCUGAUGCCAUACCUCCAUCCCAACUUCUACUGUUUGCAUAACAUGCCGGCCAACGCGGGGACGGUAGAAGAGAUCCCUGGACCACCUGCGGCCCCUGCAGCAAAGCCUGAGGGAGACGAGAAGGACGGCGAGUCCGCUUCUGCGCCGGCGAUGAUCCGUCGCACCGUCUUCCCUCCGAAGCUCAACCUGACCUCUGAGCGUCUGGAGCGCCACGGCCUCUACCUCCUGGAGGAUGGACAGCACGUCUUCCUUUGGGUCGGCCGCGAUGCUGUACCCCAGCUGACGCUGGACGUCUUCGAUUCGCCUUCAUACUCGGCCCUGCGCGGUGGCAAGACUACCCUGCCCGUGCUGGAGAACUCGAUGAAUAAACGCGUGAGAGCCCUGGUGGACGCGGUUGCUACGAUGAGGAGAGGACCGUACAAGCCUACUGUGUACGUAGUGAAGGAGGAUGGGGAGCCUAGCCUCAGGUUGUGGGCGCUGAGCUUGUUAGUGGAGGAUAGGUUCGAAGCUAGCCCCAGCUACUCGCAAUUCUUGGGAACAUUGAGGAGUAAGGUCAAUGGGAGCUCGUAGAGCGGGCAAAGCACGACGCGGAGUCUACCCUCUGUGGAGAUAAGGCGGAGGCGGGCAGAGGCGAUGGGGCGAAGCUACAAAGGACUGGGCGAGAGGAGUAGGAAAAGAUCUUGUGAGGUGCUCACACAUUACCAUCGACAUCAUCAUUCAGUGCCGGUCGGGAGGACCGGGGCAAGCGAAGGGACCCUUGGAUCUGGUCCGGAGGAGAUAGUCCGGAGGGAGAGGCCAUACUCCCUUUCUCUCAACUCUUUCUUGUAUCUUCGUCGCGCACGUUCCAUGUCAUUAGUCUACAUUCACACGCAGCGUCUGCGUCCGGCAAUGACUCGCAGUGAGAUCAGACCCAUUGGCAUGAUG